CCGCGGUCCCACUGUUAAAAACUACGCAGAAAUAAAAAACAACUUAAAACAAUAAAAAAAGGUUAAAAACUGUGCAACGAGACAGGCAUAAAGAUGCUUGUGUGCAUCAAGAUGCAUAUUAUUAAGUGAGGGAAAGGAUGGAAAAAGUGUUCUGGUUAUGCGAACAAAACUCUAUCAACAAAUCCAGAAAAAUACACAUUCACGUACAAUGAAUAACUCGAACGGGUCAGAGCCACGACGACAGGGACCACCAGCAGCAGCUGUGUCGCCCCGCGUGACCCAGUCGUUGUCGGAGUAUGAUGCCGAGAUUGAGGAGCAAUUACGACGACGCGCACUUGCCCAGCAGCCACCGCCGCCUAUGGGACCGAGCGUGAUACCCAAUGGCGCCUUUCCUGGUUCCCUUACACCUGGCUGGAACGACCCACCGCCACUGAACCCCGACUCGGUUCUGGGCAAUGCCAACAGUCGACGGCCACGCAUUGAUCCACGUCGUCGCGCGCCCUACCCCAUCGAAAGCAAUUCAUUGCUAUUUUACCCCAACCCGGAGUCAGGCGGUUCUGAGCCCUCAUCGCGCCCAACAGCCAUGGUAAUGCCGCGACAGCUGCCACUACCACCUGACGCACUCAAUGGCGCUGCAACCCACGAGCCCGAUGAGGGCACAGUGACAACCCGUGGACGGCCCGCAUCAGGCAAUGCUGCGUCCAGAGUGCCCACUGCCGUGGUGCCACCGCGCAUGAAGAAACCCAAUCAUGCCAAUUUGCCCCACUUUUAGAUCGUAAUCACUUGAUGUAUCAUAGAAAUUCAAAAUUCGUGUGCAAGCAUUCGCAAACUGCGUUGGAAUGCAUUUAGGGAUUACACAUGCGUCCUUGAACUCCCGUUUUUCGCCCCGACAAACUCCCCAGGACCUACGUCAGGAUGACACAUCAAUACUUCCUUCUGUAAUCCAGUAGAAUGCACUUAAAAAUAUACUACUCUAAUCGUACA
This is a messenger RNA of Drosophila subobscura, 984 nucleotides long. RefSeq lists its product as uncharacterized. The transcript is spliced from 3 exons. The record is from RefSeq and is a predicted model, not a curated record. Bases 158 to 772 code for a protein of 204 amino acids. Lineage: Eukaryota; Metazoa; Arthropoda; Insecta; Diptera; Drosophilidae.